AUGUUUGAACAUGCUCAGUUUUGUCGUAUCAUCGCUGUUUGGGUGCUCAUUGUUACUGUAGCAGAACACCUAGUUGAGGCGGAAUAUAUGCGAGGAUGUUAUUUUACCAACUGGGCACGAUAUCGAACAGGUCGCUGUAAGUUCUCACUUGACACAUACCAACCUGGAAUGUGCACUCAUGUGUUUUAUGCAUUUGCCAAAUUUAACUACGAUUUUGAAGCAGAACCAACUGACCCUGAAGAUUUACCUUCGUCGUACUAUAUUGGAACCUACGCUACAGUGACUAAUCUAAAAAAAAUUGAUCCAGACUUAAAAAUAUCUCUUUCUUUUGGUGGUUACUCGUUCGGAGGAUACUUAUUUGGAUUGAUGGCUAGUACAGAAACAAAUAGGCAAAAAUUUAUUUCAUCAGCAAUUGAAUUUGCAAGGCGAUACAAAUUUGAUGGUAUUGACAUUGAUUGGGAAUACCCAAGUGCAAACGAGAAGCAACUUUAUGUUUUAUUUAUCAAGGAGCUACGUGAUGCAGUAGAAGCCGAAAGUGAAAGUACUAAGCAACCGCGAUUAUUGGUAACUGCAGCUGUUCCAGCCGGAAAAGCUACGAUUGAUACGGGAUACGACGUCGCUGCUUUAGCACCUUACAUGGAUUAUUUUCUUGUAAUGACUUAUGAUUACCAUGGAUCGUGGAAUUCAUACACCGGUAACAACUCUCCAUUAUUUGCGCGUGAAAAUCAGACUGAUAAAACAUUUUGUGAUGUAAGUUCGUUCAACGCGGCAAUCUUUACUCAACUGCGUGUCGAGUAUUUACAGGCCUGGACGAUGAAUUACUACGCUAGUCUCGGUGCUCCGAAGAACCAACUUAUAAUGGGAUUUCCAAAUUACGGUAGAGGCUGGAUGCUUCGGAAUCGGCAGGAAAAUUAUGUUGGAGCUCCUGCAAAUGGUCCAUCGCCAGCGUAUCCCUGCACCCAAACGGCUGGCAUCGCCGCUUAUCUAGAGAUCUGCGAAGUUCUCGCAAAACCAGGUGUGCAAGAUCUGUUUAAUGAAGAACAGGAAGUGCCGUAUUUUAUAAACGGGGACGAGUGGAUGAGUUACGACGACGUUGAAUCAGUCCGUAUUAAGGCUGAGUGGGCCAGGAACGAAGGAUUCGGAGGCGGCUUCGUAUGGACCCUUGACUUCGACGACUUUAAUGGUCAAUGCCCUGGUAACUCUCAUCCAUAUCCGUUAACUCGCACAAUGGGCAGUGUUUUCUCAAACGGUCAAUUGCCCUCUCCGGUACCAACAGUUGCUCCUUCUACUUCUCGGCCGACGGUUCCAGCAGUAACUGCCACAACUGUUGCUCCGCCUCAGACGUCAUCUACUGCUGCACCGGGAGUAUUUACUUGCCCCGGAGACGGUCUUUACGCUGAUCCGACCAACUGUAACAGAUUUUACCAGUGUACGUUCGGACAGUCCUACCUGCUAUCUUGCCCGCCUGGUCUUCAUUUCAGUCCUCUGUACAAAGUUUGUGAUUUUGCUGGGAAUGUUAGCUGUAAAGUGUAA
Molecule: messenger RNA, 1533 nt
Organism: Enterobius vermicularis (human pinworm)
Lineage: Eukaryota; Metazoa; Nematoda; Chromadorea; Rhabditida; Oxyuridae
Source: the annotation of a GenBank genome assembly